AUGGUCAAACGAGCAAGGGAAGAAGAAUCUGACAGAGAUGCAGUGAGCAAUAUUAACAAUAUUUUGUGUACUGAGCCUCCAUGCAUUAACGAAUGGGUACCUGCGGACUUAUAUCCCAGUCAUGUAGACCUAUUGCAUCAGUACAUUUGUUCAGAAUGUUUCGCAAAUUUGACAAAGGAGUAUUGGUUGAAGCUUCACAUUGAGGAGUGUCAUAAUCCAUUCAAAACUGACAGCAGUCUCCAGUGUUUAGAAGAAGAUUGUCCUGUCGUUUUUACAGACAUUAGCCGUAGGCAUGAUCACUUGAUGAAAAUACAUCAUUAUAGCGAACACUUUAGUAGCGAUUUUAUAAGAACAGGAUAUCUUACAAGAGGAAUAUCAAACCAAACCGUAUAA
This is a messenger RNA of Kluyveromyces marxianus DMKU3-1042, 393 nucleotides long. Its product is annotated as zinc finger protein 511. Lineage: Eukaryota; Fungi; Ascomycota; Saccharomycetes; Saccharomycetales; Saccharomycetaceae. The coding region runs from base 1 to 393 and encodes 130 amino acids. The record is from RefSeq and is a predicted model, not a curated record. The transcript has a single exon.